AAUGUACUCUAGAGUCUAGAAACCAGUCCAAUUCCUCUCCAUUUUUUUCUCUCCAUUUCCUUUCUUCUUCCUAUCUACACUCUAAACAAUUUUGUCUAAACUGCGGCGCACAUCAGAGGACUUUAGUCGUGAUGAAUCGUUCGAAAAUAACCAAAUUAACUACUUUGGUCCCGCCAACAGAGAGUAAACCCUUCUCCUACCCACCAUCUCCAAGUCAUCUACCCUCCGCUUUACAACAGUACAUCAAUUCAGACCACCCUUCACACGGCCAAAAGGUCCAUUCGCACAUCCUAAAAACUGGUGUCAAACCUAAUAUCAAUAUCUCCAUCAAGCUCCUGAUUCUGUACAUCAAAUCAUCAUCCAUCACUUAUGCACGCCAGGUGUUUGAUGGAUUGCCCCAACUAACACUCUCGGCUUAUAACUACAUGCUUUCUGGGUACAUAAGGAAUGGGCUAGUCCAAGAAUCUUAUGAUUUAGUUAGAAAACAGAGUUUUUCUGGUGAAAAAGCUGAUGGGUUCACAUUUUCGAUGAUCUUGAAAGGCUCAACUUGUUUGGAUGUUGCAGGAUUGCAAGGUUUCUUGGUACCGACACAGGUUCACACUCAGAUUUUAAGGUCUGGGGUUGAAGGUGAUGGUGUUCUUUAUACAGUGUUGGUCGACUCGUACGUCAAGAACAGAAGGCUACACUAUGCCCGAAGAGUGUUUGAUUUGAUGCGGGAAGACAACUUUGUUUGCUCUACCUCAAUGAUUACCGGUUAUAUGAAUCAAGGAAACAUGGAUGAUGCAGAAGAUGUGUUCAAGAAAACGCUCACAAAAGACGAGGUUGUUUUCAAUGCAAUGAUUGAAGGCUAUAGCAAAUCCAUCAAAACUGCCAAAAGAGCAAUUGAGUUGUACAUCCACAUGAAAAGAUUGGGAUUUAACCCCACAGUUUCCACAUUUGCAAGCCUGACCGGGGCUUGCUCUGCUCUAGUUGCGUUUGAAGUCGGUCAGCAAGUCCAAGGGCAAGUAGUUAAGACUAACUUCUUUCAACACAUAAAGAUCGGGAGUGCUUUGAUUGACAUGUUUUCGAAAUGCGGCCAAACUGAGGCAGCAAGAAGUGUUUUUGACCACAUGCCUGAAACAAAUGUCUUUUCAUGGACUUCAAUGAUUGAUGGGUAUGGGAAGAACGGGUAUCCAAACGAAGCUCUUGUUCUGUUUGAUGAAAUGCUCAUAAGCCAUCAUCUGAAACCUAACUAUGUUACAUUCUUAAGUGCUCUCUCAGCAUGUUCACAUUCCGGGCUAGUAUCCAAAGGGAUGUCCAUCUUUGCAAGGAUGACGAAGGACUAUUCGAUGAAGCCAAGGAUGGAGCACUAUGCAUGCAUGGUUGAUUUGUUGGGCCGGGAUGGAAGUCUAAACCAGGCUUUGCAGUUUAUCAUAGAUAUGCCCGAGAAGCCCAACUCUGAUGUUUGGGCUGCAUUGCUUAGCUCUGGAAGACUACACGGAGAUGUGGAGAUCACUAACUUAGCUGCUAACGAACUGUUCAAUGUAAGCGGGGAUGGUCGGCCCGGUGCAUAUGUUGCGCUAUCAAAUACUUUUGCGGAGGCGGGGAAAUGGGAUGGUGUGGGUGAGGUUAGAGCGUUGAUGAAGUCGCGUGGGAUAUCCAAAGGUACGGGGUUCAGUUGGGUUGGGAGAGAUGGAAGCUUUCAUGAUGGGAAACAGACUUAAUUAAGGUCGAAUUUGAAGAAGAAGAAGAAGAAGAAGACUUCCGAUGUCCUGUUACUCAUGGGCAAAGAAGGAGUGAAGCCAUCUGGCUUCACAUCCUUAUUAUUGAUCGACAUCAAGGGCCAACUCAAUGACAUAGAUGCCAUGGAAAAAAUUGUAGAAAAAAAGAAAAGCGAUGGAUUCGAACCUGAUGUCUACAUAAAAGGAUCAAUAGCCAAACACUACAUUGCUGGUUGUCACAAUGAAGAAGCCGAGGCUGUAAUGAAGGAGAUGAAAGGAGGGAAUGAGAAGGAAAUCUGUUUGGUGCGCACAUUGCUACUUGCUCUCUAUGCUUCCCUUGGCAAGUGUCACGGACUUAUUCUCGAACCCGUGCGGCACUAGCAACACUCACUCAAACUAUGCUAGUCAGCCUAACUCUUGCGGAAACUAGGACACCGAUAGUGGAGAAACAGGAGAGUCGUGACACAAGGCAGAGUGUACACGAGUGUAUGGCUGCGAUUCCUGUUUGGGAACUUUGAAGAAAAUCGAAGAGGCAGAAGAGGCGUUUGAGACAUCGCUAAGAUCUCAUUUCGAAAGCUUACCAUGUUUUAUUAAGUGUGUAUGCAGAACACAAGAUGUUGGAGAAAGGGAAUGAGCUUGUGAAGAGGAUGGAACAAAACCAUUGCCCAGUGGGGCCAUUCACUUGUUAAGCUUUAUCGUAAUGCUGGAGAAGUGGAAAAGGCUGUCUCUAUACUGAAAAAUGCAGCCACAAAGGGUCAGAAAAAGCCAUUGUACAGAUCCUAUGCCACCAUCAUGGAGAAAUAUGCAGCAAAAGGCGACGUACACAACUGUGAGAAGAUGUUAUACAGUAUGAGGCCGGUGCGGUACACAUCCUGCCUUAAACAAUUUCAAACACUUCUUCAGGCAUACUCCGUAUAUAAAUGCCAGAGUUCCUGCUUAUGGAAUGAGUGAGAGAAUGAAGGCUGAUCACAUAUUUCGGAACAGAAAGUUGGCUGGCAGUCAGACAGACCGAAUUGUCGGAGAUACUGGAUUGAUUAGCUUCUGGCAAGGGAUUUAGUUGAAGGUGAAGAUGAAUAGAAUCAAAUGAUGCCCACAUGCUUUGUCAUUGGAAUAUAAUGCAUCUAAUACUUGGGGUUCUAAUAAAGAACUAGGGAUGAUCUUAAUGAGUUCUUGACAAUUCUAUUAUAUUAAGACUUGAUAAGGAUAUUGUUUGAGUGUAAUAUCUAGACAAUUGCUUUAUAUUAUCUUUGCUUUUGUAAGUUAAACCUCAUAAUGUCUUUAGACAUGAUAGAUUGAUGUGUACAUCUUUGAAAUUUAAUGAAUGAGACAUUUAUUGAGUGUUUUCAUGCAUUUAUAAUACAUGUG
Cuscuta europaea is the source of this 3065-nucleotide messenger RNA. NCBI's taxonomy places the organism in Eukaryota, Viridiplantae, Streptophyta, Magnoliopsida, Solanales, Convolvulaceae. The record is from the annotation of a GenBank genome assembly.